CCUUAUCGCGAGCUUAUCUGAAAUGUAAACGGAACCAGUCUCUUUGUCAACGGACAGUUAUACAAACUUCAUUUAAUUCUUUCAGAAAUAAUACUCAUAUUCUUUCGAGUCUCACGUAGAUACACCAAGAUCCCUUUCAGUAUAUAUUCACCCGUCUGUCCGUCGUUCUGGCGAAGAGGAGAGCAUAAGCAACAGUGCUUCACUCUCAUUGACCCCCGCCGCUCACUCUUUGUGCUUUCAACUCUCGACCUUGCACUCAGACACCAAAGCUUAAUCACGUAAAAUACGCAUAUUCGACAUGGAAUCGCCAGGCCCGGGUGGCUUCUUACCAGCACCAGCUGGUGCAAGUCUCCCAUCUCCUGCACCUUCAUCAGCGUCAUCAUUCUCAAACAUCCAAGGUCUUCCUACACCGAGAACAAAAGCCCUGAAGCCCAACUCAAGUAAAGAGUUCAUGGUGCGAAGGUAUGCGGAGGAACAGCUCCUACUGGUAACACGGAAAUAUGUCAAGAAGUUUGGGAAUCCAGAACCCGGCGAUACCGUGGUGGGAUACACUAGGUUUGGUGAAGUAUGUCGAGAUCUCGAUAGCAUCACCAAUGUGUUGUGGAAAUCAGGCACUCCAUCCCUCCAAAUACCCUUCUUAUUACGUCUCACAAGUGACUUCACACGCUAUGUCCGCUCAUUCCCCCCAGCACCAAAAGCAUCUUUCGCAAUACUCCGCAAACUAGAUCACUGCUUCGCGAGUCUACUUUCAGGCCAAGACAUCGAAACUCACGAAACAUUACCUGGUUUUGAGAACGGACUACGCGGCGGCAUGACAACGACAGAAAUGAUCCGCUGCCGAAGUUUAGUAGAUCAAUGUCGCGUUUUGAUGGUGGAAGUAAUGCGAGAUCCAGCAGAAGAAGACGAGGAAGAGGAAGAAGCAGAGACAGAUACCGAGACAGAAGCGGAAGAACCUGGGAUCAAGGGGUGGGGAGGCGUGGAGGACGACGAUGAGAUGAUGCUACAGCUCGAUGCGGCGCGGGUCUUUGAGAAAACGAUUGUGCAGCUUAACGAGAGGCUUGGUGAUCUGGAGCCAUUGCAGAUGUCUGCCGAUUGAGGUGUUCUAAAUACAGAAGCACUAUAUUCUGGAGAUUCAGGUGCUGCGCUCAAUGAGCUGAAGUGACUGGUUUCAGGCGUGAUCAUGCACAGAUACGAGCUGAAUGCCUUUGAACCGCACAUCGUGUGGGGUGAGCAUUGAUCAUGGUGGUUGCAGGACCGAGGUCUUGGGUCUUGUUUCGCGACGAGAGAUGAACACUCUUCUAUAAUAACAUGGGGACAAUAUAAAAUAUGAUAAGGGUGGUAGAUCAGUGGGGGAUGAAGCGAAUGACGCUGACACAGACGGUUGAUUGUCAAGAUCACGCGUGGUGUAAGAUAUCUGAAUCGUGGCAAGUCUACGAUGGAUCAGUCAUUUACAAUCGACCACAAACCGAGAAUUACUUCUGAUUGACUUUCUCAAAGACAAGUGAUAACGAAACGACCA
This is a messenger RNA of Fusarium verticillioides 7600, 1519 nucleotides long. RefSeq lists its product as hypothetical. The transcript has 2 exons. Bases 299 to 1096 code for a protein of 265 amino acids. The record is from RefSeq and is a predicted model, not a curated record. NCBI's taxonomy places the organism in Eukaryota, Fungi, Ascomycota, Sordariomycetes, Hypocreales, Nectriaceae. Gene Ontology annotation, cellular component: transcription factor TFIIH holo complex.